AUGACCUCACUGCACCUCGGCGGACCUGCAGGUCUGCGCACCUACAUCGUCACCACCUACAAGGAGUUCUGGAAGCGCUACACGCAAGCGGAGCCGGCCCUGCGCAACUACUACGAAAUGAUACGCGAGGGCGUGUGCUGCAAUCUCUAUUUUGACAUCGAGUUCCUGAAGGCCGAGAACCCGCACAUUAUGGUAGGUGGCCACGAGGAGGCCUUGAUGAAGGCCUUCACCAGGCUCGUCGGGCGCGAGGCCCAGCUCUUCUUCGCGCUGCCCUUCCGCGUGCGGCGCCGGCACUUUGUAGAUCUGGACAGCUCCGACGCGCGCAAGUUCUCGCGUCACCUCAUCCUGCGCAUGCCCGACAACUACGUCUUCGCCAACAACCACCACUGCGGCCACUUCGUCAAGAUGCUCCACCACAAGCUCUCGCUCCUCCGCCAGCUCCACGCCCGCGAACGCGAGCAAGCCGCCGCCGCGGUUGGUGGCGAGGGCGAGGGCGAGGGCAACGAGGAGCACGAGCCGCUGCCGUCGCAGGACAAGAUGGCUGGGAUUAGCAGCGAGAUGCUCGACCGCUUCUUCGUGAUGAACGACAAGGGCAAGGAGGUGUUCAUCGUGGACAUGGGCGUGUACACGCGCAACCGCAACUUUCGGCUCAUCUACUCGACCAAGGUGGGCAAGCAGCUCUUCCUCCGGCCCAGCGCCAUCAACCGCUACGCCCCGCCGCCCCAGCAGAACCGGCGUUCCGACGAAGAAGUGGAGGAAGAGGAGGAGAUGUCGUACGCGUGGUUCCUGAGUUCACUGGUCACGCGCGUUGGGGAGGACAAGGAGACAGACAUGAUGAAGGUCUACCUCUUGUCAUGCGAGCCCGUACCUUCCGAGGACGGAAGAGAAACGCUGUUCUACUCGCACUACCUGACGCCCCUCACGCUGCUGCCGAGCCUCGUCACGGGCCUGUUCGCUUCGCCCGUCGGCGCCGCGUCUUCUUCUCACCACUCGACCUCCGCCUCUUCGCACUCCUCCUCGGUACCAGCGCUCACCUUCUCGCCUCCGCCCCUGACCGGGGCGUCAGUGGGCCGCUACUCGCUUCUGCCCGCGCCUGCCGUCUUCAUGCCCCGAGUGACGCCCGAGUGCUCGCCCAACCCUGCUGGUGCCGCUACCACCACCACUCCGACCGCCCUCUACUCCCCUCUUUUCACCUCUCCCUACCAGCCCGCCCUCCCCUACUACGCCCUUCCCUCUUCCACAUCAUCUUCGUCAUCUUCAUAUUCGUCGAACUACUUGCCAUCCGCAUAUUCAUCAUCGUCUUCAUCGUCGUUCGGCUCGGGCUUCCCAGCGAUUGACGAGUUCAUCGCGGGGCACGUGGGGGGCGAGCGGCCCGGUCGGCGAGGUGGGUUCCGCUCUGUGCGCCGAUGGAACGCCCUCAUCGUGUACAGCAUCACCCACAACCGCUACUGCGAGAACAUCGGCCGAGAACACAAGAGCAAUCAUAUAAUGAUUGUGGUGGACUUGCGAAGCGCUACGUUCUACCAAAAGUGCUACGACCCGGACUGCCAGGCGAUUGACUACCGGUCGCCCGAGUACGCGCUCCCGCCCGACAUUUGCCCUACCACCACCGUCUUCUCCAGCUCCGUUCCGCCCACCGCAACAACCCAUGAGCAACCGGCCAACACCAUCAUCAACAACAACAGCGAUGGUGAGCAUCAGCGGCACAACCAUCACGAGGACCAAGACAAUGACGACGAUCGCUUCUUGUCGGACGAGACCCUGUACCAGUCCAUCAUGGACAACCCCUCCCUGUGGCCUUAA
Messenger RNA from Acanthamoeba castellanii str. Neff, 1803 nucleotides. RefSeq names its product herpesviridae ul52/ul70 dna primase. The transcript has 5 exons. Bases 1 to 1803 code for a protein of 600 amino acids. The record is from RefSeq and is a predicted model, not a curated record. Gene Ontology annotation, molecular function: DNA-directed DNA polymerase activity; chromatin binding. Gene Ontology annotation, biological process: response to UV; mitochondrial DNA replication; error-prone translesion synthesis. Lineage: Eukaryota; Discosea; Longamoebia; Acanthamoebidae. Gene Ontology annotation, cellular component: nucleus; mitochondrial matrix.